CUGACUGCCCCUUUCUUCACUCUUCUACUGUUCCGUCACAGGCUCUUCAUUGUUUCCGAAUCAGAGUCAGAAACCCCGGCACAAGAAAUACCCCUCUAGGCAGGAGCUGUCGGCUCAAAUCGAGACCACCAGUGUCCCUUCCGUCCCAGACCGUCUUGGACUUGCACGGCCGCUUCUCGAGGUUACCUAAGUUAUUUAUUGGGAGCAGCCCGCCGUUGCGACUUCCCACGCGACAACUUCGACCUUACAAACUCUAUCAUCUCUACUACCAUCUCCACGAAUCUGACACUUUAAACGACUCCGACGACUGUGGUAACUCGAAUCCAUAUCAAUCGCACACUUGUCGCCAUGGCAGGAGACGAUCUUCCCCAACCGUACGACGCCAGGGCCCUUGCGCCUGCCAAAAAGCGACAGCGAAGCACGUCCCCCUCAGGUUCUGAACAGCCCCGCAAACUCAAGAGACCUGGCCAGCGGUCGCGCAUCAACGAAGCCCAGCGCGAGGAACUCCGCCAGCGUGCCCUUGAGCGCGAGCGCGAGCAGCAGGCCGCGGCAACACAGGCCGAGACACAGCGCGCCGCCAUCAACGACGUGGUCCGCGCUCACUAUAAUGCAGUUCCCGAGCGUGGUCGCGACUGGCGUAAGACCGACAGCCGAAUCAAGGGACUCCGCUCCUUCAACAACUGGAUCAAGAGCUGCAUCAUUCAAAAGUUCGCCCCGGAUGAGGAUCACACACCAGGCGCAUUCGAGAGGGGCAUGUCAAGUGGCAGAGAGCUACUGAUCUUGGACAUCGGCUGCGGCAAGGGAGGCGACUUGGGCAAGUGGCAGCAGGCGCCGCAGACUGUGGAGUUAUAUGUGGGGCUCGACCCGGCCGACAUCUCAAUCGAACAGGCGCAGGAACGAUACAGAGGCAUGUCGCAGAGGGACCGGCACGGCGGAAGAGGUGGCCGCGGGGGUAACUACCGGCGUCCACAGCCUCGCUUGUUCCAGGCAAGGUUCCACGUCAAGGACUGUUUCGCCGAAUCUAUCGAAGACAUCGACAUCGUACGACAAGUGGGAUUCACGCAGUCCAACAUCAGCAGCGAGCGCGGGUUCGACGUCGUCUCCAUGAUGUUCUGCAUGCACUACGCGUUUGAGAGCGAGGCAAAAGCCCGCCAGAUGCUGAAGAACGUGGCUGGCUCAUUGAAGAAAGGCGGACGCUUGAUCGGCACCAUUCCCAAUUCUGACGUCAUCGGCGAGAAGGUGAAGGAAUUCAACGAGAAGCAGAAGGCCAAGGCUGAACAGGCCGAGAAGAAUGGCGAAGAGCCCAAGGCCGAGGAUGAGGGCGAGCUUGAGGAGGGCGAGGAGAAGGAGGAGGGCGAGGCCGAGCCGACUGCUGAGUGGGGCAACGACAUCUACCGGGUUAGGUUCCCGGGUAAGACCCCCGAAGACGGCAUUUUUCGACCUCCAUUCGGCUGGAAGUACAACUUCUUCCUGCACGAGGCCGUCGAGGAGGUGCCUGAGUACGUUGUCCCUUGGGAGGCCUUCCGAGCUCUAGCGGAGGACUACAAUCUCGAGCUGCAGUACCACAAGACUUUUUCCGACAUUUGGAAGACAGAGAAGGAUGACCCUACGCUGGGUGCCCUAAGCGAGCGGAUGGGUGUACGACAGAGACAUGGGGGCGAGCUUUUGGUCUCUCCGGAGGAGAUGGAGGCCGCAUCGUUCUACGUAGGAUUCUGCUUUUACAAGGUGUAGGACCCCUCCUCCUACUGUCACCGCAAGACCAGUCCAGAAACUUCUCAUUUCAGCCAUACCUGGACCUCAUACCUUCUGCCGUUGUCAGUCGCGAAUGAGGAUGCUGGUUUGUUGUAUGACCACCACGAUACAGGCUACGGCGUAGUUUAUCAGCAGACAGCUGUCCGUUCAUCGAACAAGAAGUGGCACAUGAAUGCGCGAACGCCAUGCCCCAAGCGUGCACAUGAGGUGAACCUCAGCUAGAGGAGAUAACGAAAUAAUGAU
This is a messenger RNA of Diaporthe batatas, 1995 nucleotides long. Its product is annotated as mRNA (guanine-N7)-methyltransferase. Gene Ontology annotation, molecular function: mRNA 5'-cap (guanine-N7-)-methyltransferase activity. Gene Ontology annotation, biological process: 7-methylguanosine mRNA capping. The coding region runs from base 349 to 1731 and encodes 460 amino acids. Gene Ontology annotation, cellular component: nucleus. NCBI's taxonomy places the organism in Eukaryota, Fungi, Ascomycota, Sordariomycetes, Diaporthales, Diaporthaceae. The record is from RefSeq and is a predicted model, not a curated record. The transcript is spliced from 2 exons.